Messenger RNA from Platichthys flesus (European flounder), 759 nucleotides. It is a transcript of the gene pigp, whose product is annotated as phosphatidylinositol glycan anchor biosynthesis, class P. Gene Ontology annotation, molecular function: phosphatidylinositol N-acetylglucosaminyltransferase activity. The coding region runs from base 115 to 507 and encodes 130 amino acids. Lineage: Eukaryota; Metazoa; Chordata; Actinopteri; Pleuronectiformes; Pleuronectidae. The record is from RefSeq and is a predicted model, not a curated record. The transcript is spliced from 5 exons. Gene Ontology annotation, biological process: GPI anchor biosynthetic process.
AUUUGACGACAGUUUCUAAUCGAGCUACAUAUGAUGUGGGACGAUUUGUAGGAAAGAUAGCCGGUCGCCGAUACUGUUUACGGAAGUUCUGUGGUCAGGAAGAGAAGGAGACUGAUGAUGGUGGAGAACUCCCCCUCCCCACUGCCUCAGAGAGCCAUCUAUGGUUUUGUGCUUUUCCUCAGCUCACAGUUUGGCUUCUAUCUGUAUUGCCUGUGGGCUUUCAUCCCUGAUGAGUGGCUUCAUUCGAUAGGACUGACGUACUGGCCUCAGAAGUAUUGGGCUCUCGCGGUGCCGAUCUAUCUGCUGGUUGCUCUGAUGAUCUCUGUGCUGUUGCUGUUCGGAGUCAACAUGAACAACACGGCUCCACUUGACUCCGUGGACAACAUCACAGAUGUGUUUUCCCGAGGCCAGAUGACAGAAAGCAGCAACCACAAGGGGCAAAUACCCAGACUGAGAGAUGUUCCCAUCAGCGAAGUCAACCAAAGGUUCUACUUGUCCCCCAAAUGACGCCAAGCAGAGAGGAAGAAGAAGUGAAGCUGCUGGGGAUUUAUGGGCAGACUUUUCUCCAUGUAUAUAAAGGAAGAAUAAUGCUUUCAUUAUUUAUCCAGGAACAAUGCAAUAUGGCUCAAAGUUAGACUGAGUGAGUCAAGUUUUACUGAUGCUAAAAAAUGAUAUUUAUUUUUGUGAUGUAACACAUAUCAUCAUUGUCUGAGCAAAUUGUCCAUUGGAUGAACAAAGAUAGCUUCUGGUUAUUUUCUA